Molecule: messenger RNA, 486 nt
Organism: Dictyostelium discoideum AX4
Lineage: Eukaryota; Evosea; Eumycetozoa; Dictyosteliales; Dictyosteliaceae
Exons: 2
Coding region: 1-486 (161 amino acids)
Source: RefSeq, a predicted model, not a curated record
AUGAGCGAUUAUAAUAAUAAUAGUAAUAAUAAUAAUGAAAACGAACAAGAUGAAAAUAAAAAUAAUACAAUUCAAGAGAUAACUGAACAAUUUCUCACAUUAAGAUCUCUAAAUGAAGGUUUAAAAGAAAAAAAUCUUCAAUUAAUACAUCAACAAGAGGUAUCUGAAAAUAAAAUUGAUACAUUUAAAAAAGAGUUAGAAAAUAAAACUGAACAAAUAAAUUCAUUAGAAAAUAAAUUAGCGAAUAAAGAAGAAGAAUUAAGAGAAAUAAAAUAUAUAAAUGAAGAAUUAUACAAGUGGAAAGAAACCCAUAGAUUAACAGAUGAUGAUUAUAUAAAAUUAAAAGAUACAAUUAGAUUAAAGGAUGAUAAUAUUAGUUCACUAUCAAUUCAACUAGAGCAUACAAUAAAUAAAAAUGCGUAUGUAUCACUUUAUAUUAUUAUUAUUAUUAUUAUUAUUAUUUUUAAUAUAAAAUUAGAUUAUUAA